AAUUUACUUGAGGCUCGUUGACACACUCCUAUUGUUGUACACUUCGUUUCCCAUUUAACUGUGCGCACAGUUUUAUUGGGCAUAUUUGAGAAAUUACAACGCAUUGUUCUGCGAUUUGAUGUCCCUGCACUUUGUUGCAAUUGCUGCAAGAUCCUCUGGCAAAUGAAAUUAAAUUUAUCAUUUUUAUCUUUGUUGCCGUGUUCCUGAGUGUCAUUUGAUGAUGAGCGGGAGUUUUUGUGUUGACUAAUGAGUUGAGCUAUUGUUGAAAUCCCAUUUGAUUGCCUAUCAAUUCGUCUGAUCAAUGUGACUCACACUUCGACUUUGCCAGAAAUUUGAUAAACGGUGAUAAAGUAUAAUCUUACGUUGACUUUUGAUAGCACGUUUUUCAGUGAAAUUCGCCCAUUAGACACUUAAAUGUCACAUUCUUCAUGCUUUUAUGGGCACUGCGGAGACUUAAUUAAAUGUGGAAUUUGCAGAGCUGCAAUGGCAUCUCUCUUGGGGUUUUCUAGUGGGGAAAAUCACACUUGCAAGCACGCAUGAUUGAUCGAUUUUUCAGCAUAGAUUGUCCUCAAUGAGCGCAUACUCUUUGUGGUUGUCGCGAGCAAAUGCGCAAUCGCACACUGAUCGCAGUGAUAAAUUUUCGUGAAUACAAUGGGCACACCUCCUCUUCCGCCCAUUGGAUGCCGCGUAAAGAGAGUCCAAAAUUUAUAACCCGAUUGCGUGCGAAUUGACUAAUUUAUUCACAGACAAACUGCCAAAUUGGACGAAUCAUUAAUCACAAGAGCACCACUUAUGGGGGGUCUCGGUGUGAUGCGCGAGCCUCAUUAUUUGGUUCGUGAAACGUCUGUGCGCGCAUCAAGAGCUGUGCGGUCUGUGGACAACAUUAAAUAUUCAAUUGCUCUGGGACCAGAAGACAUUCUUAUUGUCCACUGCAGAGAAAAUUUAAGUGGCGCGGCGGGAAAAGUGACUGAUGACUACUGAAUUUAUUGAAUAAUAAAUUAGUGUGUUGCAUGUGGAAUUAGUCUAUGGAGAAAUAUCUUCUUUUGGCAUGGAAGGAUUAAAGCCACCAGAGACUCAAUCUUGUUCGGGCUUUUGCAAUGAAGAUCAUAAAUAACUGAAAUGCCUCAAAUAGUCACAAGUGGGGUGUCAAUGCACAGAAGUAAGGAUUGUGUUAUUCAUCUAAUUGUAUGAUGUUAUUAUUAAUGGGGUCUCUUGUGUACACUUGAAUGAUUUAUAUCAUCUACACUUGCCCAAGACGCCGUAUUGCGGAAAACUGUCAUAAGCCAGAGGGAUUGAAAAGAGAUCUCGCAUAUAUAUUCUGAGCCCUAGAGGUGCAAUAAUUCAAUUUGAGCAAACGUGAUUAAUUGUAUAAAAUUGCACAACACUUAUAAGCAAAACAAUUGGUGUAAUCUCCGGAUAUUUACUAGAAAAAAUCUCUGCACAAUCAUAAAUCAAUUUUGUGCGCUCCAACAAUUUAUUACUUUCAACAAAAGUUCACAGUUUUUGUAUGUCAUAUAAUAUACAUAUGUAUGAUGUUAAUAUGCCGAAAAAUGUGGGAAAUUGAAAUAACUCUCAUCCGGCAGUUGCAAUGUUUGCAGGAGAAUCACAAUUCUCAGAAAACUACGCGGGACAGUGGGCUCAUCACGCGAUUACAAUUUGAAUGCACAUGAUGCAUAUAUUGCGAUAAUAGCACAUGAAUUCAUCUCACUUGAUUGCUCGCUGAAGUUGCACUGACGCGGGGCAAAAUGCUGGUUGAAAAAAUAUGAAGAUUGAAAGUGAGAAGGCAAAAAGUGCGCAAAUUACUCUAUUGAUGUGAAAUGAUUGAGGGAAAAAAGAUGUAGGGGAGAGCAGAGCAAUUCUAGUUCGAAAAUAUUCAAAUUUGAGGAAUUUUUGAUGCCAUUUCUCCGUGGUUAUGAUUGAAAACCUGUUUUCAAUGUCUUUAAUUGUAUUGUCUUCAUUUACUUAAAUCUGUCCUAAACUAUCCCCCUUGUGCCCUAUUCAAUGUGAGUUGCCGGCGAGACUUGCGAGGUGUGUAUUCAGUUGAAUUGAUAAUUUUAAUUCGUGCUCGAGAGAUGAGAUUCACAUCGAUAGUUUGUGGAGUUUAAUGACGAGCCUCAAGCUGCGAAUAAAAUGAUCAUUUGGCACUCAAUUGAUUGAUUGCACUAAUGCUCAGGCUAGGCGGACGGUGUUUGCUGAUUUGAAAUUUAAUUAAUGACACCUCUGAGUGAACACUUCAGUCUGCUAGUGUUUUCGUGGAAUUUCCGCGCGGCGACCAGAUAAGAGACUAAAUGCCAGUUUGUUCCUGUCCAGUUGUGUUGAUCAGUGAAGAUUACGACAAGAUGAGCUGCCGUGAGUAUCACUAUAAAGAUGAUGAGUGUGUAAAAGAUGUGGACAAUGCCGAUGUUGAGGAGGAGCAUGAGAAAGCCAGUGGACGGAAGGCGCCAUACACGAGGAAGAAGAGCUCCUCGAAUCUCUAUAGGAAGGCCAUGGCUUCGGCGGAGAAGCCCAAGUUUCUCAUCCCACACACCGGACAAUCCGUGCAUCAUAACUCCUCGGGUGGUCUAAGGAAGCAAGUCCUGUCCAGACGCACGCCAUCGCCUUCCUCGCCCUUUGGCUCGAGCCUCUGUCCAGGAUAUGAGCAAUACCAAAUGGCCCUGCUUGAGGUACCGAUGCCCAGGGACUUCGGUGAUGCUUCCAGUGACGAUCUCAGCUCCGAGUGGGACAGCGAUGCUCCAGAUACGCGUUUCCCUGUCAAGGAGACUAAGCCAUCAGGAUGGCGAAAGCUACGCAACAUCGUCCAGUGGACGCCCUUCUUCCAGACCUACAAGAAGCAGAGAUAUCCGUGGGUUCAGCUCGCGGGUCACCAGGGCAACUUCAAGGCAGGUCCUGAUCAGGGGACAGUAUUAAAGAAGCUCUGUCCCAAGGAGGAGAUGUGCUUCCAGAUCCUGAUGAAAGACGUUUUGCGACCAUACGUUCCUGAAUACAAAGGACAAGUGACGAGUGACAAUGGAGAAUUUUAUUUGCAACUGCAAGAUCUGCUGAGUGACUUCUAUCAACCAUGCGUGAUGGACUGCAAGAUUGGCGUGAGGACGUACUUGGAGGAGGAGUUGUCGAAAGCCAAAGAGAAGCCCAAGCUGCGAAAGGACAUGUAUGAGAAGAUGAUCCAGAUUGAUCCCAAUGCGCCAACCGAGGAUGAGAAUCGCGUGAAGGGUGUCACAAAGCCACGCUACAUGGUGUGGCGAGAGACGAUCUCCAGCACCGCGACCCUUGGCUUCCGGAUAGAGGGCAUUAAGAAGGCUGACGGAACGAGCUCUAAAGACUUCAAGACUACAAAAUCGCGGGAGCAAAUUCUCCAGUCCUUCAGGGAUUUCACCGAAAUCUUCUCCCAUGCUGUGCCAAAAUACAUUCAGCGCUUGAAGGCGAUCCGAGCGACACUGGAGUGCUCGGAAUUCUUUAAGACUCACGAGGUAAUCGGAAGCUCGCUCCUGUUUGUCCACGAUCGCACUCAGGCGAGCAUUUGGCUAAUUGACUUCGCCAAGACAAUCGCGCUACCGCCCAACGUGACCAUCGAUCACAACAGCAAGUGGAAAGUGGGCAAUCAUGAGGAUGGCUACCUCAUCGGCAUAAACAAUCUCAUUGACAUCUUCACCGAGCUGCAGAGCCAGCAGAUCCAGCCGGCGCCGGAGAGUCCUCAGGCGCCGUCUGUCAUAUCACUAGUCGAUCGCAUUCCCGUCCUCUCACUUUCCACGGAGAUCGUUAACUCCCACAACAACAAUGACAAUCUUUAGCUCUCCGCAGGCC
Molecule: messenger RNA, 3801 nt
Organism: Phlebotomus argentipes
Lineage: Eukaryota; Metazoa; Arthropoda; Insecta; Diptera; Psychodidae
Gene: IP3K2
Product: inositol-trisphosphate 3-kinase B
Exons: 6
Coding region: 2289-3788 (499 amino acids)
Biological process (GO): inositol phosphate biosynthetic process
Cellular component (GO): nucleus; cytoplasm
Molecular function (GO): inositol tetrakisphosphate kinase activity; inositol-1,4,5-trisphosphate 3-kinase activity
Source: RefSeq, a predicted model, not a curated record